UCUCAGCCAAACACAGAGUGGAGACGAUCGGCUCAGAUGUCUCGGGUUUCGAGACCCUAUUACAUUUAACCAUCAGUGAAACACCGGCUUGUAAGCAGCACACGAGCCGCUACGACCAAACCCACGUGAUCAAAUGCGGAAAUUGUCUGCUAGUGUAGCGGAGUAAAGAGGGGAUUGGAGGUUUUGGUGUGUGUUUGUAUUUUGACCUGCUGGUGCUGGUCGGAGCAGUAGUCGCUGGAGUCCCUGGACCGAGCAACACUUCCACUUGAGGGGACAACGAAGCUCUCGGGUCGCCGUACGAGUUUCCUCCGUCGUGAACAAAAAGCAAGGGUCGUUCUGAGGUCACACUGUUGAGAUGACAAGGCUGUGACAGUGUGUGUCCAAUUGUGUCUGUGCUGGACCGAUUCCUGUGACAUGGCUACUGCUAAGAAGAGUUGUGCGAAAGCAGGAGGCGUGCGCUUCUCAGAUGAACCCCCCGCUGUAGGAGCCCCAUCACAUGUUCACUUCGACGAAAAGCUGCACGACUCGGUUGUCAUGGUGACCCCGGAGGAUGACGGGAACUUCAUGGUCAAGGUUGGCUUCUUAAAGACGCAGCACCGGUAUGAAAUAGUGUUCACCUUGCCCGAAGUCCCAGCUCUGGGGAAGGAUGUGUGUCCAGCGCCAGUACCCAGUCCACACCUCCGGAUCACUGAUAUCACACCGGCACCAGAGGGAGGUCUGAAGGUGACGUGCGAAUACAUGGCCCAGCAGGAGGGAGUUCUGUGUGAGGAGGUGCUGCUGCUGAGCGAGACCAACGAGAACGUCAGCGUUAAAGUCAAAGUUCACGCCAGAGUCAUGGUUUAG
Messenger RNA from Micropterus dolomieu (smallmouth bass), 843 nucleotides. RefSeq names its product linkage group 12 C20orf27 homolog (gene adisspb). The transcript has 6 exons. The record is from RefSeq and is a predicted model, not a curated record. Lineage: Eukaryota; Metazoa; Chordata; Actinopteri; Centrarchiformes; Centrarchidae. Bases 415 to 843 code for a protein of 142 amino acids.